AUGGACCUAAUCCCCUUUGCAGAAUUCUCCCACAACAUGCGGAAAUACUCCACUAUAGGGAAAUCCCUAUUUGAAGUUCUAUAUGGAUUCAAUCCUCUGUAUUCAGUAAACUCAGCUCUAGAGACCAAGGUGCCCAUAGUAGCUGAGCAUUUACAACUGAUUCACAUUAUAUAA
This is a messenger RNA of Heterobasidion irregulare TC 32-1, 174 nucleotides long. RefSeq lists its product as uncharacterized. The coding region runs from base 1 to 174 and encodes 57 amino acids. The record is from RefSeq and is a predicted model, not a curated record. Lineage: Eukaryota; Fungi; Basidiomycota; Agaricomycetes; Russulales; Bondarzewiaceae. The transcript has a single exon.